AGAGAACAAAUGGAAGGCUAAAGCCUCAACCCCAAGCAUGCAAAACCAUAAAAGUGAAUGCAUGGAAAUUGGUAGCAAGAAAUGGUAGGUGAAAGAAGAAGAAGGAUUAUAGUUGCAGCCGGGUGAGUGUUGACUGAUAGGUUUCGAUCCUAGGUUAUAAAAGUAUCGGUCAGGAUUUUCUUAUUAGAUGCUAAUAAUGACAACUCAGAUUUAGAUACCUUCUUCCUUCGAGAGUAAGCAAAGAAAAGAGAAAGAAACUAUAUCCUAUAUCCUUUAGCGUAUCAUAAUAUAUGUAUUCUUAUUAGAAGAAGGAGGUGACUCUCUGCUCGAUUCUUGAAUCUCACUUUCCAACAAAACAAUCUGCAAAUCAUCCCAGGUCAAUAACCCUUUCGUUUCGGGGUCGUUGUUGUGGCAAAGAUACAUAUUCCAGUUCAGAAAUUCAGAGUCAAGAAGCAAUGCAUCAUGGUGGACCUGGACCAGGACCAGGGGGACCUGGAGGUCCUGGCUGGGGUCCUGGAGGGCCUCGUGGACCUGGUGGACCCUGGGGACCAGGGGGGCAUGGAGGACCUGGCUGGGGUCCUGGACCUGGUGGGUUUUUCGGAGGGUGUGCUGAUGGUAUAUGCGGCAUGAUUUCUUCUUUGUUCUAUUGCUUAUGCUGCUGUUGGUUGGUACAAGAUUGCUUUGGUGGGCCUCGUCCUUCAUAUGGUCCUCCACCGUUCUAAUCCACUACUUUGGCUUGGGUUUAUGGUUCAGAUCCUUUGUUUGACCCUACCUUAGAAGAACGGUUUCCUUUGUAAUAUAUAAUAUACUUCCGUAGGGAUCCGAAUCUCUUUUCAUUUCAUUACUUUUCUUAAGCUGUUGUUACUUAUUGUCUAAAUCUUAAUAAAUAGAACAGUUUACUGAUAA
Ricinus communis (castor bean) is the source of this 906-nucleotide messenger RNA. Its product is annotated as putative polyketide hydroxylase. The coding region runs from base 456 to 722 and encodes 88 amino acids. NCBI's taxonomy places the organism in Eukaryota, Viridiplantae, Streptophyta, Magnoliopsida, Malpighiales, Euphorbiaceae. The record is from RefSeq and is a predicted model, not a curated record. The transcript is spliced from 2 exons.